Molecule: messenger RNA, 1651 nt
Organism: Doryrhamphus excisus (bluestripe pipefish)
Lineage: Eukaryota; Metazoa; Chordata; Actinopteri; Syngnathiformes; Syngnathidae
Product: natterin-3-like
Source: RefSeq, a predicted model, not a curated record
AUUAGCAUGAUUAGCAUGGUCACUGUUGUUUGUCACUCCAAGAGGCAGAGAGUAAAAUGUGAGGCUGCUGGACUCGAUGGACUAUUCUGGGCAGAAAGCAAAGUGAAAGCGACGCUUUGUUUGAUCAAUGUUUUAUGUGGACGAGGACGAGGACGAGGACGAGUACGAGGACGGCGGGUCAAAGUCAAGCCUGAGGAGAAGAGUACAUAUUGGUUGCCGCUGCUGCUGGAGGUCCACAGCCGACCCGUUUGGACGAGCGGACAAGAUACGAUGACGUCAUCCUUCCUGCUGCUGCUUCUUCUUACUCUGCCGACCCUGACCUGGGCCCGGCCUCCAGGCUGCGAGGACCUGGACUCGUCCUCCUCGGACUUUCCAGGUACGCAUGCGUUCAAGUAUUCCAAGUGUGCUACAUCCAGAUUUUUCACCUGGUUGGAUCAACAGUUAGACCUGCUGGACAGCAGCUUGGUCACUCUAGAUCCAGCUCUGGAGAACCGACAGCCCGAAAGACAACCGCCCAAAAAACCCAAUAAAGAGCUUCCUCCAUCUUUGAGGAGCAAUAUAGCCAAAUCUCAAUCUUUCAAUUUUGACGAAAGCAACCUGGAGUGGAAGACAACGUAUGGGGACAUCCUCCAGGGGGCGGUGUCCAUCUACAACAGCUACUAUAAACGUGUGGACUACAUCUGCAAAGUGGGCUGCGAUGCCGGCUACUACAAUCCGCAGAUCAGCGACGUCUGCAACUUCAACGGGUACGGGGCGUCGCCAUUUGAGAUGCUGGUCAACAAAGACCACUUUGAGGUUCUGCUGUGGAAACCAGGCUCCUACGGUUCUGUGACCCCGACUUCUAUUAAGACCUGCCAGAAUGAAGACAUUUACGUUGGUAAGAACCAGUACGGUUUGGGGAACGUGAAGGUCAGUGAUCAGGCCUUCUACCUUGCCUGGGGGGGCACAGAGUACUGGUACCGUGACUAUCAGGUCCUGGAGGUGGAGAAAGAUGUAAGAAAGGAGGACUUGAUGGACAUCCAGUACCACACAGACGGCAUCGCUCCCAUAGAGUAUCCUCCUGAGAUCUUGAACAAGGAUACGGUCGACAACAAAAACUGCCAGAUCAUCAAACGUACGUCCACGCUUUCAAAGAGCAUCUCCAGGUCCAGCAAGUGGGACACCACCUUCACCUUCACGGCAGGAGUCGGCACCACAAUCAAAACCAAAAUCCCCUUCAUUGUUGAAGGAAAGAUCCAGUUUCGGGUUUCUGCAAGCUACAAGUUGGUGAAAGGGACCACUCUUACCGAGACCACCACCCACUCUCUCUCCGUGGACACCGUGGUCCCGAUCGGCCACUCGUGUACCAUCACCAUGCAGGGCAAGAAGUACGGCCUGGACAUCCCGUACACGGCGCGCCUCAAACGCACCUACAGCACCGGCGAGACCACGUGGACCAGCAUCACCGGCACCUACAGGAGCGUCCAGGUCUCGGAAGUCCAGGCUGUGGUGGACCGCUGUCAGCCUCUACCCGACGUCAAGCCUUGCUAGGACGCCACGCGCCACUCGUACGUCGCUUUCGUGUCCCGACUGCAAUAAAACCAAUCGAGACAAACCAUUGGUUCAUGUGUUGGCUUAUUGACUCCUGACGCCAGACAGGAAGUGGCGUUAU